Cydia amplana is the source of this 603-nucleotide messenger RNA. Its product is annotated as transmembrane protein 138-like. Bases 101 to 586 code for a protein of 161 amino acids. The record is from RefSeq and is a predicted model, not a curated record. The transcript is spliced from 4 exons. Lineage: Eukaryota; Metazoa; Arthropoda; Insecta; Lepidoptera; Tortricidae. Gene Ontology annotation, cellular component: cilium.
ACGUCACAAAUGACGUCACGUUUGUUGAUAUGUGCGGUUGAUUUGAUCGCCUAUCGCCUCUCAGUGUUAAUAUUUUAAAUACUGAAUAAAGAAUGCAAAUAUGAAGAUAUCUACGCCCCGAUAUACAGUUUGCCUUUUCUUUCAACUGACUUUUUUGCUCUGUGAUUUAAUAUUUAACUGCGCUAGCCUUUUUCCCAGAAGUCGCGAUGGGCUCCUCGUAUUAUUUAUCUUCCAGGACCUGUUCCUUGUGCUGUCCAUCACGUUGCUGCUGAUGACUUUCUUUUCCACCUAUUUAUUUCAGGCAGGUCUGGUGGAAGUGCUAGCGCGUCGUUUCCGCGCAGCUGGGUGCGCCUGUGCUAUAUACGCCGGUGUGUGUGCAGCGCUGCAUGCUGCGUGUCUGCUGCAUGCUUCUUCCACGCCCGGCCCGAGCUCCUCGCCAACAUUAAUGCUGCUGUUCACACUGCAGCGGUGUUUAUCCCCAUGGUACUACUUCCUAUACAAGCGCGCGGCACUGCGAGUUAGCGAUCCGCGGCUCUAUGAAGACGUGGACUGGCUGCCGCGCCCGCAGGCCAGGGACCCGCCCUAAACUAGCACUAAUUAUAC